Vollenhovia emeryi is the source of this 4203-nucleotide messenger RNA. RefSeq lists its product as uncharacterized. Gene Ontology annotation, biological process: proteolysis; DNA integration. Gene Ontology annotation, molecular function: nucleic acid binding; aspartic-type endopeptidase activity. The transcript has 3 exons. NCBI's taxonomy places the organism in Eukaryota, Metazoa, Arthropoda, Insecta, Hymenoptera, Formicidae. The annotation marks the transcript as partial. The record is from RefSeq and is a predicted model, not a curated record.
AGUGAACAUUUCGAGAAUAAUCGAGAAUUGAUACGCUCAAAUUUCGCAACGUUUACCGCCGUUGCAAAAAUGAGAGGAGAUACCGCCGAUGAGCUAAGCCGAAUUCACAACGCCGCGAUGACCGCCGUGAACGCGCAAGAGAGCAUCGGAAGGCCAUUGGAGAGCCACGGAAUGGACCUCUUCGACCAUCUCGUCGUCGAGCUAUUCGACUCGCGAACCCGCCUCGAAUGGGAGUCAUCCAUCUCCGACCCGCUCGAUCCACCCAGUCACAGCACGUUAAUGGACUUCAUGUCCAAACGGAUACUCACACUUAACGCCGCUAAACCAAAGAUAACUACUAAAGGCAGCGCUGAUCCACCGCGUUCCGCGAAAAGCCACUUCGCCAAAUCCGAGGCGUCACGGUGCGCUCUGUGCAAGGGCGCUCACUCGAUCGGUAAGUGCGUAGAGUUCAAGGCCAAGGCAGCCGUCGAUCGAAAAUCGUUCGUGGAGUCCAAUCGUCUGUGCUACAACUGUCUCGGGCAUCACUUGGUAGCAAAGUGCACGUCCGUACGAAGGUGCCUCUCGUGCAACGUGAAUCACCAUUCCCUGCUUCACGACGCGGAGACCCCUGCGAAACCGCUCGAAGCAAGCUCACUUUCCGUCGUACGAUCAGCAGCUGAUAGCAAGGCGGUCCUUCUCGCGACCGCUCGCGUCUCUAUCGCCGACCGUUACGGGGCUCCACACGCUGUGAGAGCCCUCGUCGAUCAGGGCUCAGAGGUGUCGUUAGUCUCGGAGUCUUUGGCGCAACGACUCCGCCUACCGCGAUCCCAAUCCACCACGUCAAUCCUUGGCAUUGGUGACACACGAUCGGGAUCAACUCGCGGCAAGGUCACUCUGCGCCUCACCUCCACAACGACCGACACCACCAUCACAGUUCUGGCCUUCGUGCUGCCUCGAUUGUCCGCGUAUCGCGGCACCACCGCGAAGUCAGGAGCCACGUGGUCUCAUGUUAUGGGACUUCCGUUGGCCGAUCCUCAGUUCUUGAGCAACGACCCAAUUGAGCUACUCCUAGGAGCAGAAGUUUGUUCGCAAAUCCUUGAGGAAGGUCUGCGAAGAGGCGACGCUCACGCCCCCAUUGCCCAGAAGACGUCUCUGGGAUGGAUCUUGUCUGGAGGCACCAGCUCAGCGUCGUUUCAUGGCCACCUCAAGUCGCUUCAGUGCACGGCUGAUCACGAGUUGGUUCAGUUGGUGCGACGUUUCUGGGAGCUGGACGCAGAGCCUGCCACCCCCUCCCCUCUCACUCCAGAAGAAAGCCAGUGCGAGGACGUGUUUGUGCGGACCCACAAGCGUGCCUCCUCGGGGAGAUACACGGUACGACUUCCAUUCGCGACCACACCGUCGGCGUUAGUCGAAACUCGGAGACCAGCCGAGAAACUCUUAGUGGCGAUGGAGAGAAAGUGCAACAAUGAUGCGGCAUUCGGUCAGUUGUAUCGCGCCUUCAUGAGAGAGUAUGAGGACCUGGAACACAUGGAGGAAGUAGCAGAAGUACGCAAAGGCGAAGCCAAGUGCUACUUACCACAUCAUGGAGUAUUGAAGGAAGCCAGCGAGUCCACCAAGCUGCGAGUCGUGUUCAAUGGCUCACAACGCACCAGCUCUGGUGAGUCUCUAAAUUCUCACUUGCUAGUGGGCGCCAACCUCCUUCCAGCUCUGUCCGACGUGCUUAUUCGCUGGCGCUGCCACCGAUACGUCUUCGUCACCGACAUCGCGAAGAUAGAGUGCUCUGGCGUCACGAACGUACCGGGCGACAUACGCGAAUACCGCCUAAGGACAGUGACGUACGGCCUCGCGUGUGCUCCAUACCUCGCAAUCCGCACCUUGCGACAACUCGCCGACGACGAGGAAGCCCGAUUUCCUCGGGGCGCCGAAGUGCUCCGCCACGACUGUUACGUGGACGACAUCAUGUCCGGAGCGCAAACCCUCGCUGAAGCGAGAACAAUCCAAACCGAACUCAACGAGCUGUGCAUGGCGGGCGGGUUCCCGUUGCGUAAAUGGGCCUCAAAUCACAAUGAAAUCUUGAGCGGGAUCCCCCGCGAACACCGUAGUCACAACACACCGCUAGCAUGGAACGACAGUCAGUCUACACUCGGUUUGCGAUGGAAUCCUGUCGGCGACUACCUCGCUGUCGCAAUAAACGCUCGCACUCUCCGCGAGUUCACAAAGAGACGAGUCCUGUCCGAGACGGCCCGUCUAUUCGAUCCGCUGGGCUGGCUGGCCCCGGUCGUAGUCCAAGCAAAGGUCCUCAUGCCUCAGAGCGAGCAUACGCCGCGGUGGUGUACCUCCGCACCACGCACCAGUUCACCUACUCGCGGCAAAGAGCAAACUCCAACGAUCUUGUGGUCCGAUUCAAAGGUCACCCUUCACUGGAUCAAGGGACACGUCAGCCGCUGGAAGACAUUUGUCGCCAAUCGCGUGUCGCACAUCCAGCAGCAGCUUCCAGAUGCUCAUUGGAGACACGUCCCGGGUCGAGACAAUCCGGCCGACUGUGCCUCCCGAGGGGUCUUCCCAAGCGAGCUCAAAGGGCAUUCACUCUGGUGGUCGGGUCCUGCGUGGCUCCGAGGCAGUGAGCUCGACUGGCCAAGGGACGCCUCCGAGAUCGUUGAGCAUGACAUACCGGAAAAGAGGGUGACGGUUCACACCGCAUGCGAAAGAGAUGCAGAGGAAUCCGACAUACUUCUGCGAUUCUCAGAUCUACACAAGCUCCUUCGCGUCACGGCAUGGUGCCUCAGAUGGCGAUCGAGACUGAGUCGCACUGAAGAACCAUCCGACUCACUUCUUCCAAGCGAGGUAGAUGCAGCACUUCACCGAUGGCUCACUCAUGUGCAGGGAGCACAUUAUGGCAAAGAAGUCCUGACACUGAGAGCCGGCCGUACCGUACCGCGACGAAGCACGUUGGCGGCACUCUGCCCGUUUCUUGAUCCCGACGGCGCAAUUCGAGUCGGGGGCCGACUCAAGCAUGCUGUUCUCUCACAAGACGAGCGGCAUCCUCUUAUUCUCCCAGCUACAUCAUGGUUAACGCGACUGGUGGUGGAAUCCUGCCACCGUCGAACGCUACAUGGUGGAGUGCAGCUCACCCUGGGCAUGCUUCGCCUGCGCUUUUGGGUGCCCCGAGGACGGUCCGUCGUCAAGCAGGCGCUGCAUCGGUGUGUGACAUGCGUGCGAUGGCGAGCUGCUACGCCUCAACCUAUAAUGGGUGACUUGCCUCGAGAACUAGUGACGCCGUCUCGGCCGUUCCUGCGAACCGGAGUCGACUAUGCCGGACCGAUCUUCACCCGGACUAGCAAGGGACGCGGACAGAAAGCGCACAAGGCCUUCAUCGCGGUCUUCGUCUGUCUCUCCACCAAAGCGGUGCACCUUGAGUUGGUGUCGGAUUACACGUCGGAGGCGUUCCUAGCAGCGUUCCGACGGUUCGUUUCACGACGAGGUCUGAGCACCGACAUGUACUCCGACUGUGGCACCAACUUCAUCGGGGCCGACAAAGAGCUCCGACGCUUGUUCCGAGGCGCGAGUUCCGAGGGACGCAACAUCGUCAACAGUACGGCAUCCGAAGGAGUCACUUGGCACUUCAACCCUCCCGCUGCUCCUCACUUCGGGGGUCUCUGGGAGGCAGCGGUGAAGUCUGCUAAACACCAUCUCCGACGAGUUAUCGGAGAAACCACUUUAACCUUUGAGGAAAUGAGUACUCUUCUUUCGCAAAUCGAAGCGUGUCUUAACUCACGUCCGUUGCAGGCUCUCUCUGACGAUCCAGACGACGUAUCAGCUCUGUCUCCGGGGCACUUUCUCAUCGGGGCCCCACUCCUGGCCGUUCCUGAACCAACGCUGGUGGAGGCCCGGGAAAGCACCCUGUCCCGGUGGCAGCACGUCCAACAGAUGCGGGAUCAUUUUUUGCGACGGUGGUCCUGUGAGUAUCUGCACAGCCUGACAUCACGUCCAAAGUGGCAGGUACAAGAUGCGGCCCCGCACGUUGGAGACCUGUGUCUGCUGCGCCACGACGUCACCAACCCGGUGGCCCCUCGCACGGAUUACACGACUACACCCGGGGGACGAUGGCGUAACUCGCGUUGUCACCAUCCGUACUGCUGCUUCCGAAUUCACUCGGCCGCUGGUCAAGCUUGUGAUGUUGCCUCGGGUGACGAACUCCACAGCACAGCCACAGCCACAAGACGC